Tarenaya hassleriana is the source of this 1887-nucleotide messenger RNA. RefSeq names its product rab escort protein 1. The record is from RefSeq and is a predicted model, not a curated record. NCBI's taxonomy places the organism in Eukaryota, Viridiplantae, Streptophyta, Magnoliopsida, Brassicales, Cleomaceae. Gene Ontology annotation, molecular function: GDP-dissociation inhibitor activity. The coding region runs from base 42 to 1697 and encodes 551 amino acids. The transcript has 9 exons. Gene Ontology annotation, cellular component: nucleus; cytosol; cytoplasm. Gene Ontology annotation, biological process: vesicle-mediated transport; small GTPase-mediated signal transduction; intracellular protein transport.
UAGGGGUCAACAAGCUCUCUUUCCUUCCGUCACGACCAACCAUGAGCGGGGACCUUCCUCCUUACCCUCCUAUCGAUCCCACAAAUUACGAUCUCGUCGUCGUCGGCACUGGCCUCCCGGAAUCUGUCAUCUCCGCCGCCGCUUCCUCCGCCGGGAAAUCUGUCCUCCACUUGGACCCCAACCCCUUCUACGGCUCUCACUACGCUUCCCUCCCUCUCUCCGAUCUGUCUUCUUUCCUGCAAUCCCACUCAAUAUGUCCACCGCCGUCUCCGCCGUCAGACAAACCUCAGGAUUUCCUCGCUGUGGAUCUCACGACCCGUCCAUUGUAUUCGGGCGUCGAGAUCAACGACUUCGCCCCACAGAUCCUCGAAGAACACUCGAGGAAGUUCAACAUCGAUGUGUGUGGACCAAGGGUUCUGUUCUGCGCCGAUAAAUCAAUUGAUUUGAUGCUAAAAUCAGGAUCCAACCAUUACGUGGAGUUCAAGAGCAUCCAUGCCAGCUUUGUCGGGGACAAGAGCGGUGAGUUGCAGAGCGUUCCCGAUUCGAGGGCUGCCAUAUUCAAGGACAAGAGCAUGACAUUGAUCGAGAAGAAUCAACUCAUGAAGUUCUUCAAACUCGUUCAAGAGCAUUUGGGUUCGGCUUCUGAGAGCGAGAGUAUGUCGCAAAUAUCGGAGGAGGACUUAGAGACUCCGUUUGUGGAGUUCCUGGAGAAGAUGCGAUUGCCUCCCAAGAUUAAAUCGAUCGUCUUGUACGCCAUUGCACUGCUAGAUUAUGAUCAAGACAAUUCUGAAACUUGUAGGAAUUUACUCAAGACAAGAGACGGUAUAGAUCGCUUGGCUGUAUAUAGUUCAUCUGUUGGCAGAUUUUCUAACGCACUUGGGGCAUUGAUAUAUCCUAUUUACGGUCAAGGAGAACUUCCACAAGCCUUCUGUCGCCGUGCUGCCGUUAAAGGAUGCCUUUAUGUUCUCCGAAUGCCGGUUACUGCUCUGCUUCUAGACAAGGAUACCAACGAGUACAAAGGGAUUAGAUUAGCUUCUGGUCAAGACUUAUUCAGCAAGAAAUUGAUUUUGGACCCGUCCAUUGCCCUGGCAUUGCCAUCAAUGUCAUCAUUGUCCAAUCAGCUGAGGGACACUAUUCAUGUUCUUGCCCCAAAAGGCGACAGCAUCGGGAAGGUUGCAAGAGGGAUAUGCAUCAUUAGAGGAUCUGUGAAAGCUGAUAUAUCGAAUCUCCUUGUUGUAUAUCCGCCUUCAACUUUAUUUCCCGAGCAGGUGACUGCAAUUCGUGUUCUGCAAAUCGGUUGCAGUUUAGCUGUUUGCCCCGAGGGCAUGCAUGUUUUGUAUCUGUCAACUUUGUGUGAAGACACUGAUAAAGGGAAGGAAAUGGUGAAAGCUGCUAUGAAUGUUCUCGUCACGUUACCUGUUCUUCCGGGUAUUCUUGAAAGCGAUUCUGAGGCUCUGAAUGACAUUUCCGUAAGAAAACCCACUGCACUCUGGAGAGCACUGUACGCGCAGGAGCUGAUCAAGGGUGAGAUUGGUGUUAUUAGUUCUUUGUCAAUGCCAGAUGGGAAUCUGAACUUCAGCGAAACGGUGGAAUCGGCCGUGAAGAUGUAUGAGCAACUCUUUGGGAGUGAAGAACUGUUUCAAGAGAUUGUCUCUGAGGAGACAGUGGAUGCUGAAGCUGAAGCUGAAGCUGAUUGAGCAAACUUCGUUUUUCAAUCCCUACAAUGUUUUGUGUUAUUAUGAAAUGAUAGACGAAGAAAAAGCAAACAAACAUAAGAUAUUAGAGAGAGUUCUAAAGGAUAUUAUACAUUGUACAAAAAGUUGUGGAUACUGUCUUUGUUGGUUUAUUCCAAUCGUUAUCUUCUAUUGUGGUAAAUUAAUUCUGUUA